This is a messenger RNA of Helianthus annuus (common sunflower), 1805 nucleotides long. RefSeq names its product cytochrome P450 76C1. The record is from RefSeq and is a predicted model, not a curated record. Bases 39 to 1625 code for a protein of 528 amino acids. The transcript has 2 exons. Gene Ontology annotation, molecular function: monooxygenase activity; heme binding; iron ion binding. NCBI's taxonomy places the organism in Eukaryota, Viridiplantae, Streptophyta, Magnoliopsida, Asterales, Asteraceae.
AUUGCACUCAACUCAAUUAGUUGAAUCAUUUGCAAAAAAUGGCAGAACAAAAUAAUAAUGUCUUAGGGUUGUGGGAAGUGAUCAACAACUACAACGAGCCAACCAUGUUAGUUGCCACCACUUCAGUACUGAUCUUGGCUAUUUUAUGGUACAAGUUCAUACUAUCAACUUCCUCAAAUGGUGCACCACCAUUGCCACCAGGUCCCCGUUCGCUCCCAAUCGUCGGGUACCUUCCAUUUCUUACUCCCAACUUGCACACACAGUUCACCAACAUGGCUCACACAUACGGUCCCAUCUUCAAGUUAAAGUUGGGAAGCAAACUUCUUGUUGUAAUAAAUACCCCGGAGUUAGCAAAGGAGGUGGUUCGUGACCAAGACGAGGCAUUUUCUAACCGUGACCAAACCGCUGCAAUCUUAGUAAUGACUUAUGGUGGCCAAGAUAUGGUAUUUUCGGACAACAACGCCAACUGGCGUAAGCUUCGUAAGCUAAGUGUUCACAAGAUGCUAAGCAACGUGAAUCUUGACAGAUCGAGUUCGGUUAGAUGGGAGGAAGUUAGAAGAGCUGUCAAGAACGUUUUUGGUAAAAUUGGUACCAAAGUUGACAUUCGUGAGAUUACUUUCUCCACAGAGACAAGUGUCCUAAUAAGAACAAUCUGGGAAAGCCAAUCAGAUAAAGGCGUGACAAACAGUAAUAUUGUAGCUGAGAUAGAUAAGGUGGCUUCAAAAGUCACUGCAAUACUCGGACGGAUGGAUGUAUCUGAUUUCUUCCCUGUUCUUGCUCGGUUUGAUCUACAAGGAGUCGUGCGGGACAUGGAGAAGCAACGAAACAAGUUGGAUCAACUUUUCACUACCAUCAUUGAUGAUCGAAUCGAAUCCAACUUAAAAAUGUCAGAGGACAAAACCGGGCGUGAAGGAAAGAAAGACUUUUUACAAGUCUUAUUAGACUACAAGGACGAAAAAGAUGCAACACCACUUAGCAUGAUCCAAAUAAAGUCAGUUCUCCUGAACAUUAUGAUUGCUGGAACAGAAACAACGGCAACAACUGUCGAAUGGGCGAUGUCAAAUAUUAUGCAAAAUCACAAUAUAAUGAAAAGGCUUCAAGAGGAAUUAGUAGAAGUUGUAGGAUUAAAUAACAUAGUCGAAGAACAUCAUCUUCCUAAGCUAAAAUACCUCGAUGCAACGAUUAAAGAAACAUUGCGUAUGCAUUCUAUAGUCCCUUUCUUAAUCCCACGAUCACCAAGCAAGGAAUGCAUGGUAGGUGGAUAUACCAUUCCAAAAGGUUGUACAAUAAUCCUGAAUGUUUGGUCAAUCCACCGGGAUCCUCGGUACUGGGAUGAUCCUUUGAAUUUCAACCCAGAGAGAUUCUUGACAAACAAAUGGGAUUAUAAUGGAAACAAUUUGAUAUAUUUCCCAUUUGGAUCAGGAAGAAGGUUGUGUGCAGGCGUUCCAUUGGCCGAGAAAAUGUUAAUGCUUAUAUUGGCUUCACUCUUGCACUCGUUUGAUUGGAGUAUUCCGAAGGGCGAAAAACAUGACCUUACCGAAAUUUAUAGCAUUGCAAUCAAGAAAAGAAAACCACUUACUGCUAUCCCAUCUCAAAGGUUGACAGAUGUGAGCCUCUAUAUGUAACGUUUUAUAGCUUCUUUGUAUGGUUAAGAUCCAAAAUAAUGGUAUAAGUAAUGUAGUUAUGCUCAUCAAAUGUGUACCCAUUUGGAGAGUACGUGUAAACCUUUUUUAGGGUGUAUGUAUGUGGUGUAAUAAUGUGAUGUUUUUCUCAAUAUAUAUUUUAUAAUGAAUAAUUUGAAAGCA